AUAUCUUAUGCACAAUUCAUCACGACUAACAACACACAUAUAGAGUGAAAGGUAGCAUAUUUGUUAAACCGCACUUACUUUAGGAAGAAGAGCUACUCCUGACUAACCAAUAUAUAAAGGAAAAUGGCUAGGAUCAACAUGGUUCAUCUCACUCUUGCUUUUGGCCUUCUUGGAAAUAUUGUCUCGUUUAUGGUAUUUCUCGCACCCAUACCGACAUUUUAUAAAAUUUACAAAAAGAAAUCGACAGAAGGGUAUCAAUCAGCGCCUUAUGUAGUGGGCUUAUUCAGUGCGAUGCUUUGGAUAUAUUACGCAUUUCUCAAGACCAAUGUCAUGCUUCUCAUCACGAUUAACUCAGUUGGGUGUAUCAUCGAGACAUUGUACAUAUGCUUUUUUCUCUUCUACGCACCAAAGAAGGCUCGGAUGGAAAGUUUGAAGCUAAUCAUAUUGCUAGUCAUAGUUGGAUUCGGAUUGAUUGUUUUCUCAACCCAGUUCCUUGUAAGCGGAGUUAACCGUGGGGUGAUAGUUGGAUGGAUUUGCCUUGUGUUUUCUUUAUGUGUUUUUGUAGCACCAUUGGGAGUUCUCCGAGAAGUGAUUAAAACAAAAAGUGUAGAGUACAUGCCUAUUCUAUUAUCAGUAGCACUUACGGUUAGUGCCGUAAUGUGGUUCUUUUAUGGUCUUCUUCUAGGUGACUUCAAUAUUGCGAUUCCAAACGUACUUGGAUUCACCUUCGGUAUUAUUCAAAUGACAUUGUACUUUGCAUACAAGAAUAAGACGCUCAUUACCAACGAAAAAGUAUAUGAUUUUGAAGAGAAAACUUAUCCUAUCAGUGAAAUGGUGGAGCAGGAAAUAAAAGAUCACAAAACGAUAGAUGUGGUAAAGCGGAGUGCUGUAAUGUGUUCUGAUAUUCUUCCGGUGGUUGCCAAACUCAAAGAAAAAGAAAAUGAUGUUGGUCACGUAGCUGUUGAACCACAUGCUCACACAAGUGUCCCGAAUCACAUCAUUGAAGUCGCUGUAUGAGAUCGAAAUCUAUAUAACUUAUCAUUUUCACUAGGAAAAAACAAAAUGAGCAGAUGUGUGGUUUCUGUACAUUCCCUAGAAAUAUGUCUACUUCGCUGCACUGAAAUUAAUGUUCAUCAAUAUAAACUUGUUUGAGGUUUCAAAA
Molecule: messenger RNA, 1162 nt
Organism: Lactuca sativa (garden lettuce)
Lineage: Eukaryota; Viridiplantae; Streptophyta; Magnoliopsida; Asterales; Asteraceae
Product: bidirectional sugar transporter NEC1
Biological process (GO): carbohydrate transport
Cellular component (GO): membrane
Molecular function (GO): sugar transmembrane transporter activity
Source: RefSeq, a predicted model, not a curated record